CACGAGUUCAGGAAGCUUACUAAUAAACUCCCCCAAUGCUCUUCGUUUGUCAUUCUGUUUCAGAAGCCCUUCGCUGAACUCGUUCAGAACUUUUUUCGCUUUUUGUGAACCUAAACUGAAAACAUGUUGAGAGUAUCGUUCGUGAUAGCUCUUCUCCUUGUAGUCAAAUGUUACUCUGACAAACAGGAAAUGGUAAUUUCAGAAGAUAUUGUGCAGAAAGUGAAUAUUUUAAAUGUAGGUUGGGAAGCAACUAUCUACCCACAGUUCGCGAAUUUGACUCUGGAGAAAGCUUCUUUGAUGCUGGGCAGUAAAGGUGGAUGGCCACGAGAAAACCCACCUCAAGAAAGACGAGUCGAAAUAGUGGAGAACAUUCCUGAUACUUUUGAUUCACGUCAGCGAUGGCCAGGCUCGAUACGACCGAUUAGAAACCAGGGUCAGUGCGGCAGUUGUUGGGCUUUUGGAGCAUCAGAAACUCUCUCAGAUCGUUUUGCUAUCGCCAGUCAGAACAGAAUCGAUGUGGUUUUGUCUGCUCAACAAUUGGUCGACUGUGAUACUGAUAACAGUGGAUGCAAUGGAGGCUGGCCAAUCAAGGCAUGGAACUAUAUGGUCAAGACUGGUCUCCUAACAAAGGGAUGCUACGGUCCCUACUACGCCGAGCAGUAUCAGUGCAGACUGAAUGGAAGUUCCAUCACAGAGUGCCCUAGUGGUAGUACUGCUGAGGUACCCAGGUUCUAUCACGCCAAGAAUGCUUACGGAAUCCCAGCUAGGAACGUGCCUGCGAUGCAAACGGAGAUCAUGACCUAUGGACCAGUUGAAGCUGAUUUUACGGUUUAUCAAGAUUUCUUUGCCUACAAGUCGGGAGUCUACACCCACACCACCGGCACGCAAGCUGGAGGGCAUGCCAUCAAGGUUAUUGGAUGGGGUACAGAGAAUGGUGUUCCAUACUGGCUUUGUGCAAAUUCUUGGGGUACAACCUGGGGAUUGCAAGGUUAUUUCAAGAUUCGUCGUGGGGCUGACGAGUGUGGAAUCGAAGAUGGAGUUACAGCUGGCCAAGCAUUACUUUAAUAGUUGCAAACUAUUUGCACAGUUUUUUAAAGCUGAAUUGUAUUUUUUUAGUCCGAAUUGUAUUUUUUAUAAACUUUGUUUUUUUAUAUAUUAACAACCAAAGCACCAUCUUAAUAGUUUGA
Molecule: messenger RNA, 1187 nt
Organism: Actinia tenebrosa (Australian red waratah sea anemone)
Lineage: Eukaryota; Metazoa; Cnidaria; Anthozoa; Actiniaria; Actiniidae
Product: cathepsin B
Biological process (GO): proteolysis
Molecular function (GO): cysteine-type peptidase activity
Source: RefSeq, a predicted model, not a curated record